UACCCGUAGCCUUGGGCAUGGCUUCCAGAAAUGACAGCAGCAGCUUUGGCGUCAUUUGCAAUCCAGUUUCCUGCCCUGAAGUGGAUCAGCCUCGGUCAAGCUACCUCCCACCCUCAGAACAGUCAAGGGGCCUUUCUUCUUGUCUCAAUUCUGCAGAGUGGCCAUUGAGGCGUUAUGGCCGGUUCAUGCCUGGAGGUUUGGACCCUGCUUCCGGUUCCUGGAAGGUUUUGGAGUCAAAUGAAGAAUCUGGCUUUCUUGUACUCACCAUAGUAAUUUCAGGACAUUUCUUCAUUUCCAGAGGAAAGGAUGUACUGGAAGGCUUUUCAUUAAUUGAUGCUUCUCAGUGGCUGAAGAUAGCAAGAAAUGCAGAUUGCAUGUUGUUUGGUUCAAAGGCAAAGGACAAACAUCGUAUGUUUCGUAUUCAAUUUAUGGGAGACUCCAAAUCGCAGGCAGAAGGUUACUGCGAUGACUGUGUGCAGAAACUUGCUGACUAUGUUCCAGUUCAAGUAAUAGAUUCAGCAAGACAGGAGCUGCUUCAAGGCCACAGCCUGCUACUUGAGGAUCAAACUCAUCAGCAAGAUGCUGAAAAUAAUAUACCAAUCCCUCACUUGGUUGAAAAUCCCCCUCCAGUAAAGGGAAGAAUAUCUGUGGCAGAGUUGGCACAGUAUAUGAUGUCAUCAAAUACUGAGCUGCCUCUUGCAUAUCGACACUCCACUUGGAAUGCUGAAGAUUUAAGCAGCUUUAUUCGACUGUGUCUCUUGGAUCAGAGCUUCCCAGCAUUUGUGGAAGAAGUGGAGAAACAGCUGAAAAAAAUUACAGACGGUUAGGAAGCAAAGUGUUGAAAUGUAUUAAAAAUAAGCAAGUUCAUUACAAUUUGUUUAUUAAAAUAAAGAAUUCCAAACUCAA
Messenger RNA from Anolis sagrei ordinatus, 906 nucleotides. RefSeq names its product REC114 meiotic recombination protein (gene REC114). Lineage: Eukaryota; Metazoa; Chordata; Lepidosauria; Squamata; Anolidae. The record is from RefSeq and is a predicted model, not a curated record.